This is a messenger RNA of Thamnophis sirtalis, 2121 nucleotides long. NCBI's taxonomy places the organism in Eukaryota, Metazoa, Chordata, Lepidosauria, Squamata, Natricidae. The record is from RefSeq and is a predicted model, not a curated record.
GUAGAAGCGGACGCGUUUUGGACGCGGAUCCCUCCGCUGGGUCUUCUCCGCGGUGAAGCACUGCCAGUGAAGUGCCGGUGGGACGAUGGAAACACAGGCGCAAGGUCUAUUAGAAAAACAAACAUUCCAUGAGACAGAUGAAGACACCAUCACUGAUGUUGAUUUGACCAAUGUGAUUUCUGAAGAAGAGCGAGAAGAAUUAAAAGUUGAAGUAAUCAAGCUAGAGGAUGAAAUUGCAACUUUACGCCAAGUUUUAGCAGCCAAAGAGAAGCACCUUGUGGAAAUAAAACAAAAGCUGGGCAUCAAUAUGAUGAAUGAACUGAAGCAGAACUUCAGCAAAAGUUGGCAUGAUGUGCAAACUACUACUGCGUAUAAGAAGACUCAAGAAACUCUAACUCAAGCAGGGCAAAAGGCCACAGCAGCUAUCAACAACGUUGGAACAGUUAUCAGCAAGAAGUUUGGAGAUAUGAGCAGGUAUUCUAUCCGCCAUUCCAUGAGUAUGCCUGCUAUGAGGAAUUCUCCUACAUUCAAAUCCUUUGAAGAAAAGGUUGAGACCACUGUUACGAGCAUUAAGACAAAAGUUGGAGGUACACCUCACCCUGGAGGAAACUUUGAAGAAGUUCUUAGCUCUGCGGCCAAUGCCAGUGCUAGGAGUCCCAUUGUGGGCAGCCGACUUUCCGAAACUGAAGAGGAGCUCCAUUGCUAGGUGAGGGUUUCUUUGCCCUGCUGUUUGCAUAUGACUGAUACGUAAAAUGUUUCUUUUCUCUCCACGGCUGAGUAUGAAGUUGUAGGACUGCAUUGAGAAUAUACCUAGAUAGACAAUACUAGGCAGAAAAAUCGGCAGGGAUGCAACCAAAUGGCAACUAUUGCUGCAGAAGUAACUGCUAGCUGUCCUUCUGUAUUACCCAUUUUAUUCUAUUUAUGCUUAUAAGUGAUUUUACAUUGUUACAUUGUUACAUGAACAUUGUUACAAUUGUGUCAAUAUUUAAAAUGGCAUGUAUUAUCUUAAGAAAUUUGUCCAUGCAUGUUUUUAUAAUGAAUUUCAGAAAAUAAGCUGAGGUUAUUAUUGUUCAAGCUAUUACCUAUUCUAUUUCUCUUGCUAUAAACAAUGCUGUUUUUGUCUGCUUUCUGUGUAUGUGCCUGUUUAUGACUGUUAAAAGAAAACCAACCUCUUUAUUAUUAUAUGUGCCAUUGGGAUAAGGAUUGGAACCAAAAACAAUUAUGUUGCAAAGAUUUCUGUCUAAAGAAGCAAUGAUACACAUGGCUUUAGUACAAAGUAGUGAGGAAAUAAUAAAAGAAAAAAAAGAUAAUUUUGAAAUAGUCAACCAGUAAAAAAUUUGGUGUAUAUAAACAGUUCCAAUUCCUUGCAAACAUGUGGAGAUUUAAUCUGAUAAUAAUCUGAGCCAUAUUAUAUCCAUUCUUGCCUGCAAUUGUUUGAAUUGUACGGUAAUAACAUUUUUCUCUUUUCAGUUGGAGUAAAAUAAGUGUCCUAUCUAAAAGACCCGAGCAUAUUUAUAGUUUUUAAAGAAAAUAUUUAAAAUUUCAAUUCUUACUUUAGGGCUGGAUCUUUAAAGUAUGUUAAAUAAAUAUAAUAACUUGUAAUUUAUGACUGCUGAACUUGGUAAAAAACAUAUCUAAAAAAUAUGGAGCUCAAUUACAUUUAUGCAGCAUUAAGCAAUUUGAAUUGUUUGUGUUUAUAAGUUAUGUAGAGUGGGACACAAACAGCUUUUUUUUCCCUGUUUCACUUUUGUCUUCCUAUCUUGCUGGGUUAUGUGGUUCAUUUAAAGAAGGUUACUGUUUCUAUUGCAAAUGUUCAGGGAAGCAGACCAAAAAGUUGACACAUGGUUUAAUCAUUUGGGUUUUCGUGUUUGAAAUUCAAUAAUUGGAACUGCCCAAAUGGUGAACGUGUUUUCUCACUUAAUACAGACUUUUGCUGUGCAGAGAGUCUAAGAUGGAAGUAACAAAGUGGUUAAUACUGUGUCCAAUUUUAAUUUGUUACUGAAUAUUCUAGGUACUAGUUGCUUCCUAUAAAACUCCAACUGUGCUUUUAAAGCAGCCACUUUAAUUUUUUGACUCCAAUACUUAAAAAAAUAUUUGCCUUCCUAUUCCAUAUCACAGCCU